Ornithorhynchus anatinus (platypus) is the source of this 1393-nucleotide messenger RNA. RefSeq names its product 15-hydroxyprostaglandin dehydrogenase (gene HPGD). Bases 145 to 945 code for a protein of 266 amino acids. The record is from RefSeq and is a predicted model, not a curated record. Lineage: Eukaryota; Metazoa; Chordata; Mammalia; Monotremata; Ornithorhynchidae. Gene Ontology annotation, cellular component: cytoplasm. The transcript has 7 exons. Gene Ontology annotation, molecular function: oxidoreductase activity, acting on the CH-OH group of donors, NAD or NADP as acceptor.
GGCCCGGCGCCCCAUAAAAGGCCGGCCGCCGGGGUGGGGGACACAGACACACACCGCACACACACACGACACACACACCCCCCACCCCCCCCCACCCCCCACACAGAGGGGGCUGAGCCCGGAGGGACCGUCGCGGGCGGAGGCAUGCACGUCAACGGCAAGGUGGCCCUGGUCACCGGGGCGGCCCAGGGCAUAGGCAGAGCCUUCGUCGAGGAGCUCCUCAACCAGGGGGCCAAGGUCGCGCUGGUGGACCUCAAUGGCGAAGCUGGGGAAGAGUGCAAAGCCGCCCUGGACCAGGUCUUCGACGCCCAGAAGACGCUGUUCCUCCAGUGCGAUGUGGCCGACCAGGACCAGCUCAGAGAUACUUUUAGAAAAGUGGUUGACCAUUUUGGAAGACUGGACAUCUUGGUCAAUAAUGCUGGUGUGAAUAAUGAAAAGAACUGGGAAAAAACUGUGCAAAUCAAUUUGGUUUCCGUGAUCAGUGGAACGUAUCUCGGCCUUGACUACAUGAGUAAAUUGAAUGGACGUGAUGGAGGAGUCAUUAUUAACAUGUCUUCUCUGGCAGGGCUCAUGCCUGCCGCCCACCAGCCGGUAUACAGUGCUUCGAAACACGGCAUCAUCGGCUUCACGCGAUCUGCAGCGAUAGCCGCCAAGUGUGCUAACAGCGGAGUGCGGCUAAAUGCCAUCUGCCCCGGCUUCGUGAACACCCCCAUCCUCGAGUCCAUCGAGAAGGAAGAGAAUAUGGGACAAUAUAUCGAAUACAAGGAUAAGAUCAAAGACAUGAUGAAAUUCUACGGCAUCUUGGACCCUUCCAUCAUCGCCAAGGGACUGAUAACCAUCAUCGAGGACGAUACUCUGAACGGCGCCGUAAUGAAGAUCACCACCUCUCAGGGGAUUCACUUCCAGCACUACGACACGUUGCCUUUUCAGUCCAAAGGUCUGUAAGGCGGCUAACGGCGAUGGCCUCAUCCAGCUGCCUGCUUCCAAAAGAUUUUGCAGUUCGAAGCCUUUUCCGAAAAAUGCAAAGGAGAGAUGAUAUUUUCCUAGAGUGCGCAAUAUCUCAAUCAGUAAUUUUCUUCCAGGAGAUUUAUCGGGCAUAGGGUGAACAGCGAUGCUAGAUCAGACACGAGAAGGUCAAAGUUUGAUGCGCGGAACGUCCCAGAUGGGUCUGUCUGGUUUCCGAAGGUUCGGUCUCACCCUCCUGCCGCUAGAAAAGCUGCGUUCGAUCGAUCGAUCAGUCCAUCGAGAGUACUUACCGAGCGCUUUUUGCGUGUACUGAGCGCUUGGAAGAGUACGACAGAAGACACGAUCCCUACCCACGAGGAGCUUCCGAUCCAGUGGAGGAGUUUACACACAAGCAUAAAAUGCCUUUCGGAGCGGUGAUUUUUUUUUU